AUGUCCUCCGAAUCCGCCCCCGCACCCGCGGCAAAGAAAGGUUACCUAACAGUCUUCGCCCUCCCCACCGACCCCUCCUUUCUCCCCCCCUCCGGCUCGCACUUAAUCUUCAACAAAUGGUACAACGAGCAACACAUCCCCGACAUUCUCUCCCUCGGCUCUUCCUCCGGUUUCCGCAAGUGGGAGUAUUUGGCCAUGUAUGCGGUUGAUGAUGUGGAGAAGGCGAGAAGUUACCCGGAGAGUGGACUGUAUAAGGUGCCGUUGGAGCAUGAGAUGUUGCCUGCUGGGGGGAAGGCGAUGGAGAUGGCGAGGUGGGAGAUGGGGUUUUGGGAGGUUGUGGCGGAGAGUGGUGAGAGCGACUCCUCCAAGCAAACGGACAUCAUCGUCGUCCCCGUGGACUCCUCCGACAUCCCCGGCCACGACGUCCCCGGCGCCCACCCCUCUGCCAUCCUCGACUACUCCCGCAAGGGAUGGGAAGGACCCGAUCCCGUUCGCUCUACUCUGCUCAAGUUCAUUGCCCCUGCGCCCGGCGGAGAUGGCACGGGUUAUAAGCAGUAUUUGGCUGUGCACGAAGUGGAACCUAACACGGAAGAGACAGUCAUGCCCGAGUUCAAGACGGUGAAGUACAAGCUUUUUAAGAAGUUUGGGGUUUGA
Sordaria macrospora k-hell is the source of this 654-nucleotide messenger RNA. Lineage: Eukaryota; Fungi; Ascomycota; Sordariomycetes; Sordariales; Sordariaceae. The record is from RefSeq and is a predicted model, not a curated record.